Heterobasidion irregulare TC 32-1 is the source of this 3036-nucleotide messenger RNA. RefSeq lists its product as uncharacterized. The transcript has 18 exons. NCBI's taxonomy places the organism in Eukaryota, Fungi, Basidiomycota, Agaricomycetes, Russulales, Bondarzewiaceae. The record is from RefSeq and is a predicted model, not a curated record. Bases 1 to 3036 code for a protein of 1011 amino acids.
AUGCCGGAUCAAAGCGAACAGUCAGAGUCAGAGUCAGAGUCAGAAGAGGAGUUGUAUCAUGUCGAGGUCAUCACAAAGGCCAGAGUGAGCGAAGAUGGGGAUUGGUGGCACGAUCAGGAGUAUCAUGUCAAGUGGGCUGGGUAUGGCUCCGACGCGGACAGCUGGGAACCCGAGAGAAACGUUCAAGGUUGCGAGCGACUGCUCUCAAGCUUUUGGGACAACGUAGGUAUGGAUGACGGGGACUACGAUCCUGGUUAUGUGACGGAAGCGAAACCAGCUUGGAUAAGGAAGGAACGAGAGUUCUUUCACAAAAACUUCGGCAAAAACGAACAAGAGAGAAAGAGGCUAAAGGAACUUGAAAAGAAGAAGAAGAAGCAUAAAGGAUUCAGUGUAUCGGCAUCGAACUCAAAGCGUUCGACGGAAAAAGAGUCAGGUGCAGACAAGAUCAAGAAACUCGUUCGGAAAAUCAAUGGAAGCGAUGACGAUUCGGAUGACAGACCCCUAUCCGGAUCUAUCAAACCAGGGUCGGGUUUGAAACGCAACCAAGGCCGGGAUACAAUAUCUAUUUCGGACUCUGAGUCUGACGCACCCCUGUCUACACAACGAAAGGCGUCGAGCUCUGGCAUAGGAACGAAGCGAAAAGUGACGUCGACCUCACCUCUGCCCAAUUCGACGCGCAAGGUAUCACCGAGGGAGCGACCUCGAAAGCUGUUGAAAACGAACUCAAGUGCUCGUGAUAUCAGGCCACCUGAGACAUCGAGUCGAGGUGUGGACCGGGCAGUAACACCCUCCCACUCUGCGUCAUCUAGUCCACCCGGUUCACCUACAUCCCUUUUUUCCGCGAACAGCCCUUCUCAUCCGCAGUCACCGCUGCCGCCAGCUCCUUCAGCACAGAGGACAGCUAAACUUUCGACAACGUAUAAACCUCAUAUUACAGCCCGCAAGCCCAUCAGAGGUACCUAUAACGAUAAGCACAUCCCUGGUCGAAUUCAACGAUGGGAUAAUCCGCAGUUGGCCAGUGGAAGCACCCUUACGACAAAGCAGCGUGUCAUUUCAGAAGGCUCAAAAUCGUUCGGUAACGCUAUAACUCCUCGUGCAGGGCUUUUAAGUCAACUGUCAUUCAAGAAGAAACCUCCUAGGACGCAGGAGCUGAUAGCGCAACCUACUUCUCAACCUCGACCGCUCCCUGCUGGUCCGCCCUCAGUCGCUACUACUCAACCUGAAUCAUCGCGUGUAUACAAUGCAGCUGACCCCAUCCAGUCUCCAGUUCAUACGGAUGAUCAUCAAGAUUAUGGCGGGGGGAUGGGUAUGGAUAUACAUCUUACAGAGCCAAGGAAUACUCUCUUUACCUCUCGCCAAACUCUCAGGGAACCGAUGGCCACCGUACUGGAGUUUUUGGAUUCAGUGCCAAAGAAUCCCUUGUCGCGCCCUUCUGCUCCUGCUUUUAAGUCAAGCACGAGCAGCACAUAUAGAGUACCGCGGAAAUUCAAAUGGGUUGGCGAGAUUUUCAUCAAUACCGAGAGAGAUCGUGCCGAACGACUAUGUAAUGCGAUGUUAUCUAAUUUGACAGAGGGGAUACCGAACGGGUCACGAUUCAGUUAUCACUUCGAUGACGAGCGUCCGGUCGACUCCAUGAAGUUGGCGAAGCUGCUACAUAUCUCCGACUUUUGUUUACUUCAAUCAGCAUGCAUGCCCAUCGCGCAAAUGGCCAAGUUCGGACCUGUUGAUGACAAGGAUAUCGAAGCAUCCGAGGCAUUUCAAACACUUAACAAGUAUAUGUCGCAGGGGAGAUUGGUAACCUAUGUUAUCCUGCAUUCUCGUCAAACAGAUCUAUCGGCUCUCAUGCUUGUUAUACCCUCCACCUCCGCAGAAUUGUGCCAUGAGUUCAAAGUACCCAUGCGGCUUCAAAAUACUGGGGCCCUCAUUGCAGCACUAAUUCCAUGGGCAAUGUCUGAGAAGGAAGCCGUUGCUCUGCGAGUCUGGCGAACUCCUGAAGAGAAGAAAAUGUUCACCCAGCUGAUUCGCAAUCCAGAGCCAAUUUCAGAUCCUCCCCGCGUUCUUCGUGAUGAUCCUAUGUAUCAUCGCGCUCUACAUAUCCUCAAAUUUCCGAAAUGGCUUCAUGACCAUAUGUCACAGCCCGAUCGAAAGUAUUGCAUAUGGAACUUUCGUAGCGACCACUCGCAGGAGGAGUUCGAAACAAUAGCGUUGAGGUCAAUUUUGAAACGCUGCGGUGCACCGGACGUCGCCCUCAAUGCCCAUGCUCGCAUUGUUUUCGUGCACGUUGGCUCCUUGACUACUUUGUCCAAGUUACCAGCCCUUACCGAACGCCGCAAGAAAUUUGCACACACGCAGUUCUUCACAUAUGGAACACAUCAAACCGUAUCUUCUAAACGAUGGGGUGUACGCGAGAUUUAUCCACUAGGUGGCAUCGUCACGUUCACGCCAGCUGCUUUCCAAGACUACCCAUUUGCUGUGUACAGAUUGAUAUCUAUGAUAGAAGAGCAUCCUCUAUGGGACUGUUACAUCACUCCGUCGUUAUUAGCCAUGCUGGCUAGAGAUACCUGUGGUUCUGAACCCCUUAUCAAUUUUGAGCAAGGGUCCUUUGCAUAUGCUGACCUGUUAAACAUGAUCGAGACAGGAGCACUGUCACUUCUGUCAACACCGCCUAUCAGCCAAUCUAACAGCAGACAAGUAUCAACCUGGGUCUCCUGGCAAACAGAACUUCCUCUCCUGCAAGCUCGUGACAUCUUAGAGCGGUGUUUGCGAUCGUUCGUGGAACAACAUACAGAGUUGCCGGAGGAGCAAUGGUCUUCCUCUGUCGAAAGAGAGAUCCUAUCAUCUCUCGCUUCUAUCCAAUUGCAACCGGCCAUUAUGGAUAAAUAUCGACGGUUUGUCGUCUUAGAUGGCCAACAGGGCGAAGGUCACACUCCAGGAGGCGUUGAAUGGACUCCCAUUUCAGCGUCGGUGGCGACAGGGACGAGCCAAUCCAUUGAUAAUUACCGCAGCUGGUUCUCAAAGUAUUUUCUUGCCAGUUGA